This is a messenger RNA of Seminavis robusta, 2373 nucleotides long. The record is from the annotation of a GenBank genome assembly. NCBI's taxonomy places the organism in Eukaryota, Bacillariophyta, Bacillariophyceae, Naviculales, Naviculaceae.
AUGGUUAGAUCUGGACGACGCAAAAAAGAGGUAUUUUACAGCGUUAUCUGGCCAGCUUUGCUAGAACAAGGAUGGACGAAGAUAGAGGGAUCAGAAAGGAUAGACGAGUCGGAUAAAAUGAAUGCAAAACCGAUUUUCGUUCCCAAGGUCUUGGAGUUGAAGCUGGAGCUCGAACCUGGGGAGGACUUUUAUGACGAUGAACUCCUGGUGAUUGACCGGCUGCUUGAACGCAGAAACGAGAUUGAAUCUGCCAUUGCUGACAGAUACCUUGCAAAGGCGGGGAUGCACUCUGGAGGGGCAACGCCAAAGGGGAAAGGCAAGGCUCCUCGUGCUUCAGACGCCUCGGCUGAUGAUCAGUGCCCAAAGGAAGACACAGAGAUUGUUGCGGCAGAAACGGAUGAGGGAAGGCUGAUGGGCCAUGCGGGGUCUCAUUGCGAAGAGAAAGUUGCAGACGCGGUGAAUGCACGGGGCGAUUUGGACUGCGAGCAGCCGGCAAAGGAGGAGAACCUUGGUGGCGAGAACCCUGAGGAAAGCAGUGACGUCCGCGCGCAAAGUGUGAACUCUACCUGCCCCGAUGAGGAACAGAUCAUGGCAAACAAUGAUGAUAAUGAAGAAGUGGUGGGAGAGGAAAAGGCUGUGGGCCCCGACGAGGACAGUAGUGACGAUUUGUGGGGAAGCAAUGACAAGGAUGAAGAAGUGGAAGAUGUGAACGACGUGGGUGCCGACGAGGAAAGUAGUGACGAUAUGUGGGGCGACAACGACGAGGAUGUGGGGAUGGAAGAGGUGAAGCUAGGUGACAAAGCUGAGGUGGAGCAAAGCAAUGGCAAAAGUGAGCGAAAUGAGCAGCAAAGACACAUAGAAGUAGAAGAUGAAACUGAGCACUCGAAAGAUGCAGAUUUCCAGACCGAUCAGGUCACACCAGGCAACAUCAAAGCUGAAGGCACCAGUGUUGACGACCGCCAUUCAGAACAGGAGCCCACGCAACGACACGACCAUGCUAUAGAAGAGGAGCCAUCUGAAACAACAGAGCACAUGGCCGAAUCUGAAACUGAGAACCAGGAUGAAGAUGCAGUGGCAGAACCAGCAGAGCAGCCAGACAAGACUGCCACUGCUAGCCGACGAUCGAAGCGCAAGACCCGGAAACGUAAGGGUAGCGAGGGAUCAAUGACACGGGGCAAUGCCAGGCUCAAGGAUGCCGAUGGAAGGCCAAGACCUGUCUAUGACUUUGGCGACCGGGACGGCAGUGACUAUCACAGCUCGGACGAGAGCAAAGAAGGACGAAAGCGAAAGCGCAAGGCCCCCACUCAAGCACCUGCGUCUCCUUCAGCCCGUGGAAGAGGCCGUGGCCGCCCGCGAGGGAGACCAAAAGGCACGGGCAGACCAAGAGGCCGCCCACGGAAAGAUGGAUCUCAACCGUCACCCAAACGAGGACUCACACCACCCGGAAGGAAGAAAGGCUCUUCUUCGAGGCGUCACUCUACCGGGACGGCCAUGCUGGACCUAAGUUGGAAGAACGGUGGCAAGAAUUUCCCAAAGAAAGUGAGCCAAGUGGGCCCUGAUUUCAACGCAACCGAAAUCGAAGAGGCGGGGAUCUGGAAGAUGGGAGACAGUGAGAUUUACUGUGAACAAAUUUGGGACCCCAAGGUAGCCGAAGACAGGCUAAACGGAGAGUCAACAGACUUUUUGGAGUCCAAGCAGAUUCCUUACAACCGACGGGAAGGGGCCAUGAUCGGCUUGGCAGAAGCUGGCUACGACAGCCAAAAGUUUGAGGACGACAAGGUGGUAGAGAAGAUAUCCGCACGAGAUGGCACAGAGUGGUCAGAAGAAGAACGGGAGCGGUAUCAUUUGGAGAUUUUCCGAGCCAGAAAGGACAUUCGGGAAGUGGCACGGGUGACGGGGAAGAGCAUCAACAGUUGUUUGGCAUAUUAUUUGGGUACCUUCAAGAAAUCAGACGACUAUCGUCUGCUAAAGACGGUUCGCUACGAAGAGCGGUUACGUCGCAUGUUGGAGAACGACCACGAUAUGGAUGCCUGUAAGAUUUGUGGUGACGGCGGCAACCUUCUCAUCUGCGAUGGGUGUGAGUGUGAAUACCAUAUGGAAUGCAUGAGACCGGCCCUUCAGAGCAUCCCUGAGGGUACAUGGAAGUGCGAUGAGUGUGUGGACCGUGCCUUUUUGGCCGCCAAAGAUUCAUUGAUCCGUAAGACCAAGCUCUUUGCUCGAGCCAAGGACCACAAGGGCGAAGAGCCAUCCUGCAAGGAAGAGUCUGCCGAAGGGAGCGGCACGUUUUUGAUGCGGCCAACUUCGCCUGCCCUCGAUAUUGUCAAAAAGCUUGCGACGAACAUUAGCGCCGCCUUUUCGGAUGGGAAUGUCUAG